CCCAUGUCCUCUGAUUGAUGACGCGAACACUGCGACAGGAAGGUUGAGAACAAGUGUCAAACCGCAUCUCUCGAACGCACCACUUCUCCGUGACUGGUCAUCAAGAAAAGGUAUUAACGGAUCGGGUUGACGAUGACGCUCUACCGCGAUGCUGUAUGUGUGGUGUUUCUGCUGUCCCAUCUGGCAAAGUCAAGGCCACUCCUCUCAGUGCCUUCUUUCAAUCCGUGGAUAAUCCCAAUGUCAAGGUCAUCACAAGGCUUAGCUGCCGGUGAAUCGUGUGACGUCAGCCUCUUUCUGGGUGUGGGGACUCACGCGGAGUGUGGCAAGGGCCUACACUGUGACACUACUUCCCUCACCUGUGUCAAGAGCACAAGAAGCACCGGACUCUGCGCUCUGCGUCACCAUGAGUAUCUGGAUAAGGAGCAGCACCUCCUGGGGUCCUCUGAACCUCUGUGUGAGACUGACGGGACAUUCAAGGCCAAGCAGUGCAGAGGAUCAGGAUGCUACUGUGUUGACACUGACGGUAACGACCUCGGCUACUUCACCAACUACGCCGCUGGCACAGACAACAUGGACUGCACGUGUGCUCGGGAUAAAGCCGCCUACCUGAAGACCGGCCUCAUCGGCAAACUCUUCUUCUGCGACAACAAAGGCAGCUACAACAAGAAACAGUGCACGGGCUCUGUCUGCUUCUGCACCGACAACAACGGCAAGAUGCUGUCCAACGGCCAAACUGUCAACAUCGGUGAAAUGGACAAGCUCCAGUGUUAGGUGUCGGAUACUGCCAUGUGCGGAGCAUGUGACCCACGUUUCUUGUAUUCCCGGUGUGACAUUGGUCUCAUAUAUACGAGGAAUAAAUCGCAUGGAAUUAUUUA
Molecule: messenger RNA, 875 nt
Organism: Haliotis rufescens (red abalone)
Lineage: Eukaryota; Metazoa; Mollusca; Gastropoda; Lepetellida; Haliotidae
Product: equistatin-like
Exons: 6
Coding region: 133-771 (212 amino acids)
Source: RefSeq, a predicted model, not a curated record